Messenger RNA from Ceutorhynchus assimilis (cabbage seed weevil), 1376 nucleotides. The record is from the annotation of a GenBank genome assembly. NCBI's taxonomy places the organism in Eukaryota, Metazoa, Arthropoda, Insecta, Coleoptera, Curculionidae.
UGAGCAAUCAAGAUAAGUGGUGGGUGCCAAGUACUUGCUCCCAACUUGCCAAGUGUAAACAGUCAUGUUAUCUGUCAAACAGUGUCAAAAUAUAAGUUAAUCAAAAUUUCCAGUAAAAACCUAAAAAUGAAUUUCCUAAGCAAAUUGUAUUCCAUUUGUUUCAACAAAGCUCUUCUCCAAAGACAAAAUCAUAAAAUGCUAACAAAGUCGUAUUCUACAGGAUCUGGGUUACUGAAAGUCACUAUAGUGGGAGCUGCAGGAAAAGUUGGCCAGCCGCUAGCCCUUGCGCUAAAACAAUCCCCCCUUAUUGAUGAACUUUGUCUUCACGACUUAAAACCUACUACAGCUUUGGGGUUGGAACUGAAUCACAUCGACACAAGAUCUAAGGUAACAGUCUACAGUGGGAAGGAUAACUUGAAGCUUGCUUUAAAAAACACCAAAGUUCUAGCUGUAGUAGCCUCAGCUCCAGGCGCUGAUACCCUUAGCUUCGAAAAAAUGUGGAUGCCCAAUUCAGAAGUGAUUAAGGAAAUCAUGACUGAAGUUCGCCAAUAUUGCCCAAAGGCUCUAAUAGCGAUAGCUACCAACCCAAUAAAUAGUAUCAUGCCUCUAGCCAGUGAAAUGCUUAAAAAAGGUGGCAUUUUCAAUCCGAAUGGUGUGUUUGGAGUCACUUCUGUAGAUGCCGUCAGAGCAAACACUUUUGUGGCUAAUGUCCAAGGAUUGGAACCCGAAUGCGUCGAAGUACCAGUGGUCGGUGGUCACUCUACCGAAACUAUUGUGCCAUUGUUAUCACAGGCGAAACCGUGUGCAGAUUUUACUAAUUCUGAAAUCGAAGAUAUUACAGCACGAAUUCGAAUGGCACACGAAGACCUCAUAAAACUAAAGCCUAGUGAAAGUGGAGCUUUAUCCAGUGCCUUUGCCACAGCUCGUUUUAUUGUGUCCCUGAUUAAAGCAUUACAAGGUCAGCCAAAUGUUAUUGAGUAUGCAUACGUGAAAUCCAGCGUGCAUCCGUAUUUGAAGUACUUGUCAACGCCCCUAUUGCUGGGAAUGUAUGGCGUACAGAAAAAUUUAGGUUUCUCUAAGAUGACCGAUUACGAACAGUGCAUGUUCGAUAAUGCCGUUACGCUUAUAGCGAAAGACAUCAAAAGAGGUGAACAUAGUGCUGGUGUCCACGAGCCUGGUCCACCCUGCGAUCCCUGUACUCCUAUUCGUCGAGGUCAAUGCCCUUAUGACUGGUGUAAUAUAAAAAAUUAAUUAUUUGAAAUUUGUAACAAAAUUUUUAUUUCUGAAAUGUAAUUUUAUUCGAUAAUAUCAAUAACUAGGUACUAUAAAAUAUAAUUAACAAACUCAAUAAUUUGUUGUCUAGUGUUUCACUUUUG